AUGAUAGCUAGCUCCUUCUGCAAUGCUGAUUCUAUGUUUUUAAGUGAAGAGGGGAUAGAUGUUAGAAAGAUGAUGGAACAUAAAAGGAGCAUUUGCUCUGUUGAUCAAAGCAAUUAUAAUUCAAUUGCGUCUAAAAAGCAAAAGCCUGAUUUAUCGAUCACCACUAAGGAUAGAAAGGAAAAGAUUGGCGAACGAAUUGUUGCUCUUCAACAGCUUGUUUCACCUUAUGGAAAGACAGAUACGUCAUCUGUUCUAAAGGAGGCUAUGGAAUACAUAGGGUUCCUUCAUAAACAAGUUAAGCUGCUUAGUGCUCCUUACCUCGAAACUACACCAGCAAUACAGACACAGGAUACAGAGUCAUGCAGCUUGAGAAGUAGAGGGUUAUGUCUUGUUCCUGUCUCAUUUACUAUUGGAGUUGCCGAGGGAAAUGGUGCAGACAUUUGGGCUCCGAUCAAGACCACAUCGCCCGGUUCUGAGAAAGAUGUUUCUCAAAUUCAGUGA
Lathyrus sativus (Indian pea) is the source of this 501-nucleotide messenger RNA. Lineage: Eukaryota; Viridiplantae; Streptophyta; Magnoliopsida; Fabales; Fabaceae. The record is from the annotation of a GenBank genome assembly.